AUGGCUAGUCCGCCAGUUCUAGCUUUCGAUGCCGAGGGCCGUCCAGUGAAGUUCGACACCUGGCUCGAUGACCUACACCUGUUCCUACAGCUCACUGCCAAGGAAGAUAUCUCACUGUACGACCAUGCCCUAGGCCAUGCCACUGCCCCUGACUCGUCUGCUGACAGCACUCUGCGUUCCCAGUGGCAGACCCGUGAUGCGCACGCUCGCUUUGCUAUUCGCAACUCCCUGCCGCUAGACGAGCGCGAGCACUUCGGCCAGUGCAAGACUGCUAAGGACCUCUACACCGCUGUAGUUGCCCGCUACUCCUCACCCGCUUCUGCCACGCUAGGCCGCCUCACUCUCCCCUACCUGUUCCCCGACCUAGCCUCCUUUCACACUGUCGCAGACCUCAUCACCCACCUUAAGACUAGUGAGGCCCGCUUUCGCGCUGCUAUGCCUGCCGAGGACCACUUCCUCUCUCGCUCCCCCACUGAGCUCACUGUUGCCCUCCUCGAGAAGGAACUGCUUGCAGCUGAGGCGAGCAUCGUCGCUGUAGGCACCUCUCGUGGCGACCCCCGCACCCCGUUCUUUGAGGGGUGUUCCCCUUCCCCCCUCCUCCCCUCUGUCGCCUCUGCUGCUGCUGUCGACCUUCUUGGUGCUGAGAAGGUCGGGACCGCGUCUGCUUCGAGCGGGCGCCGCAGGAACAAGGGGGGCAGGGGUGGGGGUGGUGGCGGAGGAGGUGGGGGUGGAGGCGGUGGGAGUGGAGGCGCGGCUGGGGAGACUAGUGGCGGCAGUGGGGGAGGAGACAGCAGCGGUGGGAGUGGUGGUGGAGGCGGCAGCGGAGGCGGAGGUGGUCGUGGCGGCGGCAGGGGUGGAGGUGGCCGGGGCGGCGGCGGUGGGGGUGGUGGUCGUGGAGGCACUGGCGGAGGGCAGAGUCAGCAGCCCGCCCCGACGCUUCAGGCCGCCCGUGAGUGGUAUGCGCAGCGUAGCGUUACCUGCACGUACGUCAUUCGCACAGGUGACCGCAGCGGCCAGCAGUGUGGGAGGCCGCACCCCACGCAGCGCUGCUUCGCGCGCCUUAACGACGCGUGGCGCACCCAGUUUCCUGCUGCCACUGAGCUGCCGCGCUGGGCUGAUCUGGAAAAGAGGGGUGUUGAUAUUUGGGCUUUAGACUUUGAUGCUAUUCUCACUGCCAUGUAUGCGAUGUCUAUUAGUGGAGAGGGUGCUCAGUACUUGCGUGUUCCGCCCGACCCGGGCAUUCAGGCCAGUCCGGCUGCCGCUCUAGGUGCUAGUGCGUCUGCUCCCACAGGUCCUGGUGAGGCUGCUGCCCUAGGUGCUCGUGCGUCCGUGCCCCCUGGUACUGAGUCGACUGCAGCACUGCACACCUUCACACUGGACUCAGGUGCUUCUCGCUCCUUCUUUCGUGACCGCACUGUCCUUGAGCCACUCGCUCGGCCAGUUGCUGUCUCCCUUGCUGACCCCUCUGGGGGUCCGUGCGCUACAGGACGGGGGGAGGACGGGGGUGUUCACCAGUUCACCCCUGCCUACGAGCGCGUGACACACUGCACGUGUGCUCGGACGGGUCGCCACCUGGCUACCUUCACUCGGGAGCCGGGGUCGGACCUUUACACACUGACCACUGAGUCCCCUCAGGUAGCUACGUCUGCGUCUGCGUCUGCGUCAGGUCAGCUGUCCGCCCCCUGCUCGUGUCGCUCUCUGGCGCAUGAGACUGUCCUUUGGCACCACCGCCUUGGUCACCCGUCUGUGCAGCGCCUUCGGGCCAUGCACAAACGGGACCUUGUUGCUGGUCUUCCCAGGGUGCUCCCUCCCCUUCCCGACUCGCCUGCUCCUCCCUGUAUUCCCUGUGUCGAGGGACGGCAGCGCGCCGCUCCUCACUCCUCCUCCUUUCCCCCGACGACUGCUCCCUUGCAGACGCUCCACAUGGACGUAUGGGGCCCAGCCCGAGUCCGUGGUCAGGGUCAGGAGAGGUACUUCCUGAUUGUUGUUGACGACUUCUCGCGCUACACCACGGUCUUCCCCUUGCGCGCCAAGGGUGACGUCCCUGAUGUCUUGAUCCCUUGGAUCCGUAGAUCUCGUCUCCAGCUCAGUGAGCGUUUCCGCUCCGACUUCCCUGUCCUGCGUCUGCACUCUGACAGAGGUGGGGAGUUUUCCUCUGGCCUAUUGGAGGCCUUCUGUCAGCAGGAGGGCAUUGAGCAGUCGUACACGCUUCCGGCCUCUCCACAGCAGAAUGGGGUUGCUGAGCGCCGCAUUGGUCUGGUCAUGGAGGUCGCUCGUACCUCCUUGAGCCAUGCGGCUGCCCCCCAUUUUCUGUGGCCGUUUGCAGUCCGAUACGCUGCACAUCAGCUCAACCUCUGGCCCCGUGUCUCCUUGCCCGAGACUUCUCCGACACUGCGUUGGACGGGAGAGGCUGGCGAUGCGUCGCGUUUUCGGGUCUGGGGAUCCCGAGCUUUUGUCCGCGACACGUCCGCGGACAAGCUCUCCCGUCGCGCUGUCCCCUGCGUCUUCCUUGGCUUUGUCCCAGACGCCCCUGGCUGGCAGUUCUACCACCCCACCUCGCGUCGUGUCCUGGCCUCUCAGGACGUCACUUUUGACGAGUCCGUCCCCUACUACCGCCUCUUCCCCUACCGCACUGCCCCGCUCCCCCCCCCGCCUCUCUUCCUCGCUCCAGGUGCUGAGGUACCAGACCCCCUCCCCCCUCAGGGUGCCGCUCCCUCAGGUGUGUCCCAGGUAGACCCGGGUGAGCCUGUCGAGGUAGCUGUUGACUCUCGUCCUGCUCGGGGUGCUGAGCCUGGGGGUGCUGCGUCUGGGGGUGCUGAGCCUGGGGGUGCUGCGUCUGGGGGUGCUGAGCCUGGGGGUGCUGAGUCUGGGGGUGCGGAGCCUGGGGGUGCUGAGCCUGGAGGUGCGGAGCCUGGAGGUGCGGAGCCUGGCGGUGCUGAGCCUGGGGGUGCUGAGUCUGGGGGUGCUGAGUCUGGGGGUGCUGAGCCUGAGUGUGCUACACCUGGAGGAGCCCUCUCCUCCCAGCAGCUGCAGGAGAGGUACCUCGAGUACUGCCGCCUUCGGAGAGGUGCUGCUGGAGCUCGUCCCGGUACUUCCCCUCCUACCCAGGAGCUCCCCCCCAUUCAGCAGAUCCGCGAGUGGUACACACGGCGCUGCAGUCUUCGGAGUGGUGCUCCUGGUGCUGCGGACCCUGGGGGUGGAGCUGCUGCUGGUGCUGAGGAGCCGCCUGGUGGAGCUGCUGCUGGUGCUGAGGACUCGGACGUUGGAGCUGCUGCUGGAGCUGAGGACCAGGACGGUGGCGCUGCUACUGGUGCUGAGGACCCGGGCGGUGGAGCUGCUGCUGGUGCUGAGGACCUGAGCGGUGGAGCUGCUGCUGGUGCUGAGGACCCGGCCGGUGGAGCUGCUGCUGGUGCUGUGGACCCGGACGCUGGAGCUCCUACUGGUACUGAGGACCCGGCCGCUGGAGUCUCUUCUGCUUCUGGAGACGCUGCGCGGCCGCGACCGUACUUCGUACCGCUCCUUCAGCAGGUUCUUGGGCAGGCUCCUCCUCCUUGUCCUCCUCCCUCCGUAGAGUGUCCUCCGCCUGUCCAGCCGCAGUCACAGUUACUGCCUACCUCGCCUCUCCCUGCUCCCUCUCCUUACACUGGUCCCACAGGAGGCCUUACAGAGCGUCGUGAGCCUGAGUCUCGUCCUGCGUCGCCUGUUCGUCCUGCUCGCACUGGUAGUCAUGUCCGUCGUGAGCGUCCUCCUCCUGUCCCAGGCACUCACUACAUGACUCUGCGUCCCUCUACUGCUCCUCAGCGUGUCCCUCUACCGUCUCCUCCUGCGUCCUCUUUGCCUGACGUUCCGGACCCUGAGUCUGACCGGUAUCGUGCUGAGCACCCUACUGUCACGCGUCUCCUUGCUACUGUUGUCACUGACCCUACCUUUGAGUCCUCGACUGCGUCUGCUCUGGUCGCUGAGUUGGUUGACUUUGCUGCUGCCUGUCGUCUAGACUACGCUGCCAGCCUUGUUGCUGAGUCUGAGUCUGAGUCUGUCUGUCCUCCGUCCGUCGGGGGUGAGUGUGCUCUUGGCACGGACGUCCUUGAGGACAGACAGGAGGAGUUCCAGUGUCUUGCUGCUGCUUUGCCCUGUCUCGUGUCCUUGCUAGUUGCCCCUGAGGGAGACCCGGAUGCACCAGACAUCCCGACCCCGCGCACUUACGCUGAGGCGAUGGCGGGUCCCUACUCCUCUCAGUGGCAGACAGCCAUGGACGCCGAGAUGGCUUCCUGGAAGUCCACACGCACCUACGUCGACGAGGUUCCCCCUCCUGGGGCGAACAUCGUCAGUGGCAUGUGGAUUUUCAGGGUGAAGCGGCCGCCGGUUUCUCCACCUGUCUUCAAGGCGCGUUACGUGGCUCGAGGCUUCAGUCAGCGAGAGGGAGUUGACUUCUUCCAGACCUUCUCCCCCACCCCGAAGAUGACUACUCUUCGGGUGCUGCUGCACAUAGCCGCUCACCGCGACUACGAGCUUCACUCACUUGACUUCAGCACUGCUUUCUUGCAGGGCAGCCUGCACGAGGAGAUCUGGCUGCGCCGCCCACCUGGCUUCACUGGGUCGGUUCCUCCUGGUACCCAGUGGAGGCUUCAGUGGCCGGUCUACAGUCUCCGCCAGGCUCCGCGUGAGUGGCACGACACACUGAGUUCUACACUUGCGGCUCUUGGGUUCGCGCCUUCUACAGCUGACCCGUCGCUGUUCCUGCGCACUGACACUUCGCUGCCGCCGUUCUACAUCCUCGUGUACGUCGACGACUUGGUCUUUGCCACUGCUGACACUGCAGGACUCGCCUACGUGAAGUCGGAGCUGCAGAAGAGACACACGUGCACAGACCUGGGUGAGCUGACAAGCUAUCUUGGCUUGCGGAUCACCCGGGACAGAGCACGGCGCACCAUCACCCUGACUCAGUCACACAUGGUGCAGCAGGUUCUCCAGCGCUUCCGCUUCACGUACUCCUCGCCUCAGUCCACUCCUCUGCCUACCGGUCACUCGCUCUCAGCUCUGCCUUCGGAUGAGUCCGUAGAGCCGAGUGGCCCGUAUCCAGAGCUUGUGGGCUGCCUCAUGUACCUGAUGACCUGCACUCGACCUGACCUUGCAUACCCUCUUAGCAUCCUUGCACGCUAUGUCGCUCCUGGCCAUCACAGGAAGGAGCACAUGGAUGCCGCUAAGAGGGUGUUGCGCUACUUGUGCAGUACGUCGGGCAUGGGGCUUGUGCUUGGAGGGCGAGACCGAGUUGUUCUCACAGGGCACUCAGACGCUUCUUGGGCAGACGACCAGGCCACUCAGCGGUCGUCUCAGGGUUACACCUUCAGCCUUGGCUCUGGCUCAGUUUCUUGGCGCUCUACACGCUCUUCUUCUGUUCUCGGCUCCAGUUGCGAGGCUGAGAUCUACGCUACAGCCAUGGCUGCCCAGGAGUUACGCUGGCUGACCUACCUGCUGACCGACCUCGGAGAGCGGCCUCGUUCUCCUCCAGUACUGUACGUCGACAACAAGGCUGCCAUUGCCUUGUGUGAGGAGCACAGACUGGAGCACAGAACGAAGCACAUCGCCCUGCGGUACUUCCUUGCUCGAGAGCUGCAGCAGCGCGGUCAGCUUUGUAUUCGCUAUGUGGCCACUGAGGCCAACACUGCUGAUGUGUUCACCAAGGCGCUUCAGCCUCGUGACCAUCAGCGCUUCUGCACUCUACUAGGUCUUGUGCCUACUGGACCUCACUUGCUUACCUCUUGA
Closterium sp. Yama58-4 is the source of this 5763-nucleotide messenger RNA. Lineage: Eukaryota; Viridiplantae; Streptophyta; Zygnematophyceae; Desmidiales; Closteriaceae. The record is from the annotation of a GenBank genome assembly.